GUAGAAGAAGAAACAGAAGCGACGACGCUGUUGGCUGAGCACGAUAUUGAAUAGGAGCUCGUCACCGCGGGUUCGUUCGAUGACAAACUCACUUUAUAACAGUAGGUGGCGGUAACGCAUAAAACAACACCAAAAGUAGAGGAAGAAGAAGAAGCAGAAGUGACGACGACGACGCUAUUGGCUGAGCGCGAUAUUUAAACAAAACAAAAAACGAACUCGUUAGCGAGGGUUCGUUCGAUGACAAAUCUUCGGAGAAAAUCGACAAUUGUAUUUGUAUUCAUUUAUUAUACAUCACCAAAGGAAAAUGGAUGUGGCCGCUUGUUUACAAGCGUUUGAAAGGCGUUUCAGCUCGUACACGGGAGAUGACCCCCUGGACGUCUGGCUUCAGUUUGUGGAGUACUUGGACCACAGCUUACCCGCGGGCGGCGGGGAAAUGUCGCCGGUGCUCGACCGGCUGCUACAGAACUUCAUCGGUGUGGAGCGAUACGCCGAUGAUGUCCGAUUUGUCAACAUGUGCAUCAGAUGUGCCACUUAUUAUUCUGAGCCCAUCGCCCUGUUCCAUUACAUCUUCAACAAAGGCGUGGGCACCAGGACGGCGGCGCUCUACGUGGCCUGGGCUCAGUGCUUUGAGCGCCGAGCGAUGCCGGAGCAAGCCGACGCCGUUUACCGGAAAGCUCUGGAGAAGCGAGCCCGGCCCGCUGAAAGCGUGAUGCGAGAGUACGGGCAGUUUCAGGCCAGAAGCGGAAGCCAGGAAGCGGCGUCAGGAGGAGGUCCGAAGCCGCCGGACGAGCCCCACCCGCCGUCGCACGGCGUGCCUGCUGCCGCUCCGUCGCAGGCCGCAGUGGAGUUCCCAGGCAGCGGAGCCUUCUACGUCCGCACAGUGUCGCGCUCCGAAACGCCGAGCGCCUCCGGCCACGACCCCGACCGGGUGUUCGUGUCCAUGUACUCCGAGGACGCGCUGGCACGCGAAGGAUCCGAGCUUUGCUUCGAGGAAGUACGAGCGCGGACGUACUUCGAGAAGAGGAAGCGACAGCGGGAGGCCGACGAGCGACAAAGACGUCGGCGCGCGGGGGACGGCGCGCCGCCGCUCGCCACCUUCCCGUCUGCCCGAUGUCCCGUUGUCUCGCGUGAAGAGGAGCGCGCAGUGCGGCAGGAUGAGGAGGCCGCCAGCACGCUGCGGUGCCAACUGAACCAGAUGUGCAGGACGCUGACGACGUGUGCCGCAGAAAAUGCUUCGGCCCGUCCUACCCAGAAGGCUUUUGGGCAAGAGGAAGGUGGGAGCGACGCACAAGUGGACGAGAACCUCAACGCGACAAGUGCGCUGAACGUUCCCCAGGUCACUCCCAACAAGUCGCUGAGCUGCCCGCAUGCCGCCGCCACGCCAUCACGCGUGUCGCCGUCGCCCACACGCGAGGCCGUGGAUGCGAUCAUGGGAAUGUUCCGGGCCCCUGCGCUCGCCCGGGACCCCUUUGGAGACGCGUCGGCGUUCUUCGGCGCCAGGAAGCCGUCGGACGAUGCAAACGUAUCCGCCCCGCCGGCCAGUGCCACCGCUGCGGAGCCGUUCGCCAUCUACCAGGAUGAUGCCGGCAUUGCGACUUCCCGCGCGUCGGCCAAGAGCAAAGCGGCGCCGGGCCGAGGCUUGUCCGAGAAUCUGCCGUCCGACGACAAGACGGCCGACGACUUGACCGUGUGGGGCGACGGCCGGCUGGCGUCGUGCCCGGACGACACGGCGGAAUUUGCCUUGGCGGCGCGCUGCAUGUCCACACCCUUUGCGCACAAAGGCGCCGUCGGUGCGUCCCGGAGCGCAGUGGACGUGAUGAUGCUCGUCGACAGGGGGACGGAUGACAACACGUUCAUCAGACGCUUGCACAAGCUCAGUCCCAUCAUGGAGCAGAGUCCGCCUGACCAGAAGCUUUCCGACACCGCCGGCGGUCAGCCGGCGGCGCACGGGACCAUCGUGGGCGAGGGGCUCGGGGGCCACCAGCUGAUCGUUUCUUCCGCCACCCUGGCGCAGGCCUCGUUGCCGCCGGCCGCGCUGUCCUUCAAGGACCGGACGCUUGGGUCCACCGCUGCCACGGAGCCUUUUUCCAUCCUGGAAGAUUUGGAGCAGAAUUCCCGACAGGAAGUCGUCAAAAAAUCCUCCAAUUCGCUGUCCGUCCGAAGGGACGCCGCGAUGGCGAGCGUCCGGGCCCCCCUCGGUCCGCCGCCGCCGCCCGCCGACCGACACGUGGCAAGUCCCGAAAAAGAGCGUCAUCGUCUCUCAGACGCCGCGAUGGCGAGCAUCUGGGCCCACCUCGGUCCGCCGCCGCCUGCCGACCAACACAUGGCAAGUCCCGAAAAAGAACGUGAUCGUCUCUCAGACGCCGCAAAGGCAAGCGUCCGGGCCCCCCUCGGUCCGCCGCCGCCCGCCGACCGACACAUGGCAAGUCCCGAAAAAGAGCGUCAUCGUCUCUCAGACGCCGCGAUGGCGAGCAUCUGGGCCCCCCUCGGUCCGCCGCCAUCGCCCGCCGACCAACACAUGGCAAGUCCCGAAAAAGAGCGUCAUCGUCUCUCAGACGCCGCGAUGGCGAGCAUCUGGGCCCCCCUCGGUCCGCUGCCACCCGCCGACCGACACAUGGCAAGUCCCGAAAAAGAGCGUCAUCGUCUCUCAGACGCCGCGAUGGCGAGCGUCUGGGCCCCCCUCGGGCCGCCGCCGCCCGCCGACCGACACAUGGCAAGUCCCGAAAAAGAGCGUGAUCGUCUCUCAGACGCCGCGAUGGCGAGCGUCCAGGCCCCCCUCGGUCCGCCGCCGCCGCCCGCCGACCGACACGUGGCAAGUCCCGAAAAAGAGCGUGAUCGUCUCUCAGACGCCGCGAUGGCGAGCGUCCGGGCCCCCCUCGGUCCGCCGCCGCCGCCGCCCGCCGACCGACACGUGGCAAGUCCCGAAAAAGAGCGUGAUCGUCUCUCAGACGCCGCUCAGCUGCUCUCUGACCCCUGGAGCAGCGAGCUCAUCUCGGAUUUCCUGUCAACUAUGAGCCCGCCCCUCACCUCGCACCCGCAGUGCAUCAGCUGGCAGCGCCGCCUCCCUGACAUCGGCCCCAAGAUGACCAUCAGCAUGGGAAAGGCGUCUCUGCGAGUGGACCGCGUCCUGGGCCGAGGAGCGUUCGCGACCGUUUAUCAGGCGACUGACCCCGCCGGCUCUGACAAGAUGGUGCUCAAGGUGCAGAAACCGGCCAAUCCCUGGGAGUUUUACAUCCACACUCAGCUCGACCGUCGCCUGCCUCCGUCCGUCCGUCAUCUGUUCGCCCGCGUCCGCACGGCUCACGUGUUCACCGACGGCAGCGUCCUGCUGGGCGAGCUGCACAGCUACGGCACCCUGUUGAACGCGGUGAACGUCUACAAAGGUCUCGGUGACAAAGUGAUGCCGCAGCCUCUGGUCAUCUACUUCACCGUGUGCGUCCUGCGAAUGCUGGAAGAACUGCACGCCGCACGAAUCAUCCACGCCGACGUCAAGCCAGACAACUUCAUGCUCGGACAAAGGUUCGCGGAGAACGACGACUUUGAGCCGGAGAACCUGGAGCACGGUCUGGUCCUCAUCGACCUGGGCCAGAGCAUCGACAUGGACCUCUUCCCGCCGGGCACGGCUUUCACGGCCGCGUGCUCGACGUCCGGCUUCCGGUGCACGCAGAUGCUCGGCAGGAAGCCUUGGAGCUACCAGACAGACUACUUUGGCGUGGCAGGCACCGUGCACGUCAUGCUGCUGGGGACGUACAUGCAGGUUGUGGAAGAAGACGGUGUGUGGAGGACCUGUGCCACAUUUCGCAGGAACCCUCACAGCGAAAUGUGGCUGCAUUUGUUCCACACGCUGCUCAACAUCUCCGCCUGCCGCCCGGUCCCGGCGACCCUGGCUGACCUCCGCCGCCGUCUGACUGCCGUUCUGCAGCGCAACUACCGCGGCAAGAUGGCGUCGCUCAAGAGCCGCCUGCUGAUCCUGCUCCUGGAGAGCUGCAAGGCCGCUCGGCGCUGACGCUGCCGCGGAGACCUUUUUUUGUGGGUUUUUUUUAAGGGUUGUUUGUUUGUCGACGCUGGCGCAGCGUCACGCAUCCCGCAACAUAGUGGCAGGAUCAUAAAGUGCCGUGAUGUUAAAAAAAAAAUAAAAAAUAAAAGACUUGUUUAGGUUAGAAUGUGUUGAAACAAUAAAAACUUUCACAUGUAA
Phyllopteryx taeniolatus (common seadragon) is the source of this 4195-nucleotide messenger RNA. RefSeq names its product BUB1 mitotic checkpoint serine/threonine kinase (gene bub1). The transcript has 22 exons. Gene Ontology annotation, biological process: protein phosphorylation; meiotic sister chromatid cohesion, centromeric; mitotic spindle assembly checkpoint signaling. Bases 305 to 4006 code for a protein of 1233 amino acids. NCBI's taxonomy places the organism in Eukaryota, Metazoa, Chordata, Actinopteri, Syngnathiformes, Syngnathidae. The record is from RefSeq and is a predicted model, not a curated record. Gene Ontology annotation, molecular function: ATP binding; protein kinase activity.